UAAUACAGCAACUACCGCUGACCGUUUGGUUUUUGAGAGAAGAGAGUGACAUCUCCACCGAAGAAACGACGACGUUACAUCGACUCACCGACGCCAUUCUACUCUCUCUUUCCUAUUCUUCUUCCUCAAUUGUUUGUUUGUUGCGUCAGAUCUCUGAUUUAGAUUUCCCUUUUAGGGCUAAUCCUUUCUUUUUAUAUUUCCUUGCUGUACUCGCUGUAUAAAUACAGGAUAUACAAGUGUAUAUUUACGUUUUGGCGGUGAUUAUUUGCUUAAUUGUACACCACAUUUGAGAUUUACGUUUUGGAUAGUUAGAAUUUUGGUUCUUUCGAUUUCCACGGGGUAAUGGCGGUGGUUUCUGGACCCGUGACACCGGGACAGGUUUCAUUUUUGCUUGGAAUCAUCCCAGUUUUUAUUGCGUGGAUAUACUCUGAGUGCUUGGAGUAUAAGAAGUCAUCAUCCCCAUCUAAAGUCAGUCAUUCAGACAGUAAUCUGGUUGAAAUGGAAAAUGGCACAAUAAAGGAAGAAGACCAGGCUGUGUUGUUGGAAGGAGGUCUUACAAAAUCAGCCUCCACAAAGUUGUCGACUCCAUCAAUUAAAACAAACUUGAUUAGGUUUGUGACUAUGGAUGACUCAUUCUUGCUUGAAAACCGACAAAUUUUAAGAGCAAUGUCUGAGUUUGGUGGGCUUUUGUUCUAUUUUUACAUAUGUGACCGCACAAACUUGUUUCCAGAUUCCACCAAGAGCUACAAUCGCGAUCUUUUCCUUUUUCUCUACAUUCUUCUUAUCAUAACUUCAGCAAUGACUUCGCUGAAGAAACAUAAUGACAAGUCAGCACUUUCUGGGAAAUCUAUACUUUAUCUUAAUCGCCAUCAGACUGAGGAGUGGAAAGGAUGGAUGCAGGUUCUUUUUUUGAUGUACCAUUAUUUUGCUGCAUCGGAGAUAUACAAUGCGAUUCGAGUUUUCAUUGCUGCUUAUGUCUGGAUGACGGGCUUUGGAAAUUUCUCCUACUAUUAUAUUAGAAAAGAUUUUAGUGUUGCACGGUUUGCCCAGAUGAUGUGGAGACUAAACUUUUUUGUGGCAUUUUGUUGUAUUGUUCUUAACAAUGAUUAUACGCUAUACUACAUCUGCCCAAUGCACACACUCUUCACUCUUAUGGUGUAUGGUGCCCUUGGUAUUGGCCACAACUAUAAUGAGAUAAGAUCAGUAAUGGUUCUUAAAAUUUUGAUGUGCUUUCUUGUGGUUAUCUUGGUUUGGGAAAUUCCUGGAGUUUUUGACCUGGUUUGGAGUCCCUUCACUUAUCUGUUAGGAUAUAGCGAUCCUGCAAAACCGAAUCUUCCUCGACUGCAUGAGUGGCAUUUUAGAUCCGGGCUUGAUCGUUAUAUUUGGAUAAUUGGAAUGAUCUACGCCUAUUUUCAUCCGAAUGUUGAGAAGUUGAUGGAGAAACUGGAGGAGUGUGACACAAAGCGGAGACGGUCAAUCAAAACAUCGGUUGUCAUAGUUUCUUCAAUUGUUGGCUAUUUGUGGUAUGAAUUCAUCUACAAGUUGGACAAGGUUACAUAUAACAAGCUCCAUCCAUACACGUCAUGGAUUCCCAUAACUGUUUAUAUUUGUUUGCGGAAUUCUUGUCAGCAGAUUCGGAAUUUUUCAUUGACCCUUUUUGCGUGGCUUGGCAAAGUUACUUUGGAAACCUAUAUUUCCCAGUUUCACAUCUGGCUAAGGUCAAACGUGCCUAAUGGACAGCCUAAAUGGCUACUCUGUUUGAUCCCAAACUAUCCUUUGCUUAAUUUCAUGCUCACGACUGCCAUUUACAUCUUGGUAUCAUAUCGGCUUUUUGAGCUGACUAACACAUUGAAGUCAGCUUUCAUACCCACAAGAGAUAAUAAGAAGCUAUUUUACAAUUUUGUUGCGGGAGCUGCUAUCUGUGGAUGUUUAUAUUGCAUCUCAUUCAUGCUUCUGCAAAUCCCUCAUUAAUGAUACGAGAAAUCAUCAUCUAUGGGUACUAAAACACAUUGGUGAACAUACAUGGACAGCAGGGAAGGCGGAACUAGUCGGCGAAGCUGAUGUGUCCAAUAAUUUUGUGGAAUAUCACUUGCAUUACAGCGUCCAGGUUUUUGCCUCCGAAGGUAGACGAGGCAAUGCAGUCAUAGAAAAAGGAAACGUUUUGUUUGUGGAUUACCACGCUUGUAUUAUUUUUAUUUGUUACAUCCUCCCCCAUAAGAAAAAUACAGGGAAAAGUAAUAUACACGUGUUCUCUGGGAACAUGUUUUGGAUAAUUAUUACAGGCAUUUUUUAUGGGUCAUUCAAAA
Olea europaea var. sylvestris is the source of this 2306-nucleotide messenger RNA. RefSeq names its product protein REDUCED WALL ACETYLATION 3-like. The coding region runs from base 343 to 1971 and encodes 542 amino acids. Gene Ontology annotation, cellular component: Golgi apparatus. The record is from RefSeq and is a predicted model, not a curated record. The transcript is spliced from 16 exons. Gene Ontology annotation, biological process: xylan biosynthetic process; plant-type secondary cell wall biogenesis; xyloglucan metabolic process. NCBI's taxonomy places the organism in Eukaryota, Viridiplantae, Streptophyta, Magnoliopsida, Lamiales, Oleaceae. Gene Ontology annotation, molecular function: acetyltransferase activity.